UUGUCCUAUUUGGAUCGACAAAAUUAAUCGCGGCCGUAUCUGAUUAUAAUCCCUUUCUCUCUUCACCAACAAAACAAAAAAACAGCUGAAAUGCACCGCUUUCUGCUCCAAGUUUGAUCACUCUGAUCUUGAUUUCAUCACAUACACCAUCCACCAUCCACACACAGCUAUACGUACGUAUUUGCGUACAAAUCCAAGAGGGUUUCGAAAAUGGAAGCGUUUGAUGAGGGUGUUUUCAUGGGCACAAACGACGGCGGAGAUGAGAAUGUGCGUCCCUUCGACGACGGCAUGCAGUACGGCUUCGAUGGCGAUAAUGGCGUGGCACCACCACCAAUGGACGGAUUCUCUGGGAGCCCCAGGAACGACAACAAUGACAUGCAGUCGCCGAAGGCCUACGGCUUCAGCGGCUCGCCGAACCGUUAUUCUCAGUCGCCCCUUGAAACAGCGAACGCCGGCGGCGGCGGUGGUGUGGAUGAGUACGUCAAGCCCUACGACAUCUCAGCUGACAGUGAAGGGAUUUUCACGUCGGCUGAUGGCGGGCCGCUUCUUCCGGAACCCAGCCAGAUGCGUGAAGAAGGCACCGCAUUUCGCGAAUGGCGUCGCCAAAAUGCCAUUUAUCUUGAGGAGAAAGAGAAAAAGGAAAAGGAGUUGAGGAAUCAGAUAAUUGCUGAAGCUGAGGAGUAUAAAAGACAGUUUUAUGAGAAAAGGAAUCAGACUUGCGAGACCAACAAGGCUCAGAAUCGGGAAAGAGAGAAACUUUAUCUUACCCAACAAGAGAAGUUUCAUAAGGAGGCCCACAAACAAUCCUGGAAAGCAAUAGCGGAGAUCAUACCUCGUGAAGUUCCCAACAUCGAGAAGAGGAGAGCAAAAAAGGAAGAGGAAAAGAAACCUUCUGUUCAUGUUAUUCAGGGACCAAAACCUGGAAAACCGACCGAUAUGUCAAGGAUGCGUCAACUCAUUAUGAAGCUGAAGCAGACACCUCCACCUCAUAUGGUGCCACCCCCAACCCCACCCAAGAAAGACGAUAAGGACGGAAAGAACGGGAAAGAUUCUAAGGAAGGGAAGGGUGAUUCUAAGGAAGGGAAGGAUGCCAAGAACGGGAAACCGGCUACUCCCAAAGCGUUGCAAGACGGGAAAGACAACAAGGGCGGAAAAGAGGCUACUUCAUCAGCAUCCACUGCUGCUGGAGAAACUCCAAUUUCACCUGCUAAAGAUGCAGCAAAGGGUGCUACUCCUAAAACAACUAAGUCCGACGAAUCAUCGGCUGUUGAAGGCAAGCAAUAUAUAGAGAAUGAGCCUUCCCUCAUUGCCUGAUGAGUAUUGAAUCUUUGAUCUCCUCUAAUCAAUUUUAUUGGUUCAGUUCUUUAUUUCUCUUUAUAUAUAAUCAUAUAUCAUCCCACAACUAGCAAAAGUAAUAAGAGCAGCUCCUGUUUUGAAACUUAAGCUCUGCAGUAGGGGCUGAAGUGAGAUCUCUUCUAGUUUUCUUCUAGUUUUUGUCUCCCAUGUUAUAUAUUUUCUGUUUCUGUGGUCCUUUAGAUGAACUGUUUGCCCCCUAGACUCCAAUCUUUGGAGCUAGCAAGAACUGUUAGUAAAGCAUAACAGUGGAAUAUGCUGAUCUGGAAAUGACAGAUACAACCAAGACUGAUCCAGCUCAGAUUUAUUUAGCACAAUGAAAUGAAAAUGUUGAUUUUUGCUGUUA
Messenger RNA from Sesamum indicum (sesame), 1699 nucleotides. RefSeq lists its product as uncharacterized. Gene Ontology annotation, cellular component: clathrin coat of coated pit; clathrin coat of trans-Golgi network vesicle; plasma membrane. Gene Ontology annotation, biological process: intracellular protein transport; clathrin-dependent endocytosis. The record is from RefSeq and is a predicted model, not a curated record. Gene Ontology annotation, molecular function: clathrin heavy chain binding; structural molecule activity. Lineage: Eukaryota; Viridiplantae; Streptophyta; Magnoliopsida; Lamiales; Pedaliaceae.